AUGUUCAAGGCAAUAUUCCCCUUCAUGUUCCUCGGGACCUAUGUUCCAGUCUUGGGAAUCCUGGUAAGAGAGCCCCAAGACAAGACAGCCAGCGAAGCCAGUGCCAAAGUGCUCACGGAAGGCGGUAGCGGAGGUAGCGAUAGCUCCCAUUUGAACUACUUGAGAUACCAAAAUGGCACCAUCGAGAACUUUGGCAGUUGCUCUUCUGCUUGUCAAAAGUGCUUCCUGGAUCAUUUUCAGGCUUGCCUCGCCUAUUGCAGAAAGGGCUGCCAGGAGUAUUGCGAGGAAAAGCUUUCGGAGGAGGAAUGCAAAGAUGAAAAUCCAGAUGAAGAGUGGGUGGCCAAAAUUGGCAGCCUCUUUGACGUCAUGAGCAAUCCAUCUGGGAGAAUGUGUCAGUUCAAUGCCCCUGACGGCUGCCCAGAGCUGGGUGGUGAGCAGGCCAGCACGACGUAUCCCUUGCCCAGUGGGCCCUACCUCACUGAGGGACGACUCGGCUGGGUGCUGAGUUUGGGGCCCCACAUCCUCAAGAUGCGAUUUGCCACACCUCCUGGUCAGAAGCACCUGGAUGUGCAGAUCGAGUUUCGCUUCACAUGCUCCACUUGUGGGGGUUUCGCAACCUUCACAGCCUUUGGACAGGUGGAAUACCUUUGCCAGAAAUAUGAGGCCUUGCAAAAACAGCUGGCCUCGGUGGAGCGAAAUUGCGCUGAGCAAGUGCAACGUCAAGAGUUGUUGCAGAGGGAGCUCAGAAGUCUGCGGGAUGCGCAACCGCAGGACGCUGAGCGCCAUGCCUCCCUGGUGAAGCUCCGCGAGGCGGCGCGCCGCUGCCAGCAGGAGCAGCGCAGUCAGACGGGGCGCCUGGCUGAGGAACAGCUGGCGGGUGCCCGGGCGGAGCAGCGCUGCCAGCAACUGGCCGAGGAAUGUCAGCAGCGGGCGCAGCGCUAUGACCAAAAACUGCAGCGGCUGGCACAACAGGACCGGGAUAUCGCGAUGCAUCGCUUUGAGACCGUGAGCACUUCAAGGAGAUUGGAACAAACACAAGCAGAUGCGCAGGUUGUGCAGGAAGAUUUACGCGUGGAAAGUCAGCGUCAGCUGCUGGCUCAAGGUGAGCUGCAUGAGUUGGAAAAGUCACUGCAGGCGGCGUGCCAUCAGCUGAUGCUCUCAGAUCAGGAGGUGGAGCGUUUGCAGAGGGCGCUGGCCGACAGGAAGCAGGAGGUCAUGGACUGCGACGCCCAGCUGCUGAGCAUUUCAGAGACCUUGGACUUGGUGCAGCAGCAGAAGCAACGGCAGGCACAGAGCCUGGCACGGCUGGAAGAGGACUGUCAGCAGUUGGAUCAGCAAAUGCAGGCAGCGCAGCAGGAUUUGCUACGGGGCCAGGGGCUGAACGAGCAGCAAGCAGCUGAGAUCAAGUCCCAAGCAACCUUGUGUGAUUCCUUGAGAGGCGAUCUUUGCCAACUGGAGAAGCAACGUUCCAUGGCGCAGGCCGAAGCAGAGGCCACCAGCCAAGGCAUCUGCGAAGUGGAGAUGGCCAUCAAGGAUAGCAGGCUUCAUUCCAUCCAGGUCUUUCGAGAGAGGGACGUGCUGAUACAACAGGUCUCAGAACUGAAAGCUGAACAGCAGCAAUUGGACGGCCUAUGCCUGGCUCUGCGCCGUGCUGUGCACGCAGAGGGCCUCAUCAUGGAGGACAUGGAGACGGAAUUGCAGAUGGCCUUUAAGAGGAAGGAAGCAUUGCUUCAGGACAUCGCGGUGAAUAGCCAGACGUCCCUGAAAAUGGAGAAGGACUUGGACCAGCUGCGACCGGAACUGGCUGAAGCCGAUCAGCGAUCGGCCUCCCUGGAGACGAGUUUAGUCCAAAAGUCCAAGCAGUUGGAGGACGAGUUACUCCGGGAACGCUCCCUUCGCCAAGACUUAGCACGCUCGACGGCGUUGUGGCAGCCCAUCGAUGUACAUUUAGCCAUCCGCAAAGAUCAAGGUGUGAUUGCUGCAGGACAUUUGGGUGCUGCCUUCGCACGACUCAUGUUGUGUCCUUCACAGAUUUGCACUCAGCCGGGCCUGCUGACCCUCGAGUUGCAACCACUUUAUCCCGGUGGCCCAGGGGUUUCAGAGCUGCUCGACUUGGAGACCAAUUUGGUGAGGUCGGGCUUCUAUGGCCCUGCAAUGCACGAAGUGCCAGCUGGUCUACGGCUAGCGGUGGACAAAGCAGGAGGUCCUGCCUUGAUCUUAGACGGCAGGCCCGAAGAUCUCACCGCAGCUGGCCGCGCCAAACGGCAGCUCUGCCUGGAGCUGGCGCCAGAGGACGCGCUGACGGAUCUGACGCUGGAGCUGCAGGCCCUCACUGGCUCUCGCCGUUUCUUGCGCUCGAUGCUCUUGGCUGCUUUGGGGCCCUUGGGGGACACUGCCGUCAUGGCUUUCCAUAUUCACUUUGGGCCCAGGUGCUCCUUAGCCUUGCUGUGCAGUUUCGAGGCGCAGCGCCAUGCGCUGCAACUGCGGCAGGCCCGACAGCCGGAAAUGCCAAUCGCUGCAAAGCCUGCAGAGAGCGUCCCCUUGGAGGACCCGUGGCGCUCGUCGCAGCAACGCCGGGUGUCACAGGCCUUACAGCGGCUGCGGCCCGAGCCCGGCGGAACGCCGCGGCGCGAACGGCGGGCGAAAGGUGGCACUGUGACGACGGGAUGGAGGAGGGCGGUGGCAGGCCCAACCCUGGGACCAAGCAUCCAGGAUCGCACUGGGAGUACAGCUGCCAUCUCCAAGUUUCAGGAGAUUUCAGAUGAACAGCUCCACCCGGGAGUUGUGACGUACAACUCCUUGCUUAGUGCUUUGGACAAGGCGUCGCAAACGUGCAUGGCUAUGGACCUCCUACAGCAAUUGGAAGCAUCUCUGCAGCAACCGGACAUUGUUAGUUUUUGCAGCGUGGCCUCUGCAUGUAGCCGAGGCACACAAUGGCGCCGUUCCCUUGAGACGCUGUUCAUAGCUCGACAGCUGGGAUUGGAGCCUAAUACCUUUACAGGGAAUGCUGCAGUGGCCGCCCUUGAGCGCGGACUUCAGUGGCAAGGCGCUCUUUUUGCGCUGCAGGCACGUGAGCAUGGCCCAUGCCCUGAUCGAAUCACCUACAACACAGUCAUCACAGCUCUCGGGCGCCAGAGCCUAUGGCAAGAAGCCAUCGCCAUGCUAAAGGAGCUGAGUGAAGAGCUGCUGGAGCCCAAUGCCGUGAGUUUCAACGCAGCGGAAUUCAAAAUCAGACCCUGGCCGGUGAGGAUCGGUGCCACGACUUUGGCCGCCUAUCCGCGGCUCCCAGGCUGUUCCUCAGGCAUCAGCGCCUGUGCUCGCGCGGGCUGCUGGCUCCGGGCCUUACACAGCUUCCAAGGCAUGUGCCUCUUGGACGAAGCCGAAGCGGGUCGGCACGGUCCUGCACCAGAUGUCGCCGCCUGCGGUGCGCUGCUGGAUGCGUUUGAUGAAGCCGGACAAUGGCAGUGGUCCCUGUGGCUUUUGGAUCAAAUGUUGGAGCAGAAGUUGCUCCGACCAGACUUGGCGGCCAUAACCUCUGUCAUCAACGCCUGUGGAAUGCAGAUCCAGUGGGAGAGGGCGCUUCACUGGCUGCGCGCCACAUCGACGACUUCGCUCAGUCCAAGUGCUGCAACCUACAACGCGGUGGCGGGUGCGUGUGACCGCGGCUUGCAGCCAGAAUUGACCUUGGAAAUUGUGAGAGAGCUGAGGGAGAAGCACUUGCAGCUGGACCACAUCAGCUACCUGGCUGCGAUCAGCGCCUGCGGCAAAGCCCAGCGUUGGACCGACGCCUUGCUGAACUUCCAGCAGCUGCAGCGGUCCAUGGCCGUGCCUCAGAAUGUGAUGAACAGCGCGGUCAGCGCUUGUGAGAAGGGUUCCUCCUGGCUUUCAGCCACAGGCCUUCUUCACCUGGAGGAGCAGCUGAUGCUUCCGCGCAACGUGGUGUCCAUCAGCGCAGUGAUCACCUCUUUGGCCACGAGGCAUUUGUGGCUGCCAUCCAUGCACUUGCUGCAGCAGAUGAGUUCCACUCAGCUUCGCUUGGACCAGGUGGCCUUACACAGCUUCCUGGAUGCUACAGAGGCCACGGCGCAGUGGCAAGUGGCCUGCAGCCUGCUGAUGGAACUGCCAUGGUGGAGGCUGCAGAUCGGUUGUAUCGGCCUCUCUGCUAUGGCUGGAAGCUGUGACCAGGCCGGGAGGCCUGUGCCAGGACUCUUGCACCAGCUGGAAGACAAGUUCAUCAAGGAGAUCCCAGACCAGAGCCUCGAGGCCUCGGGGCCCAGCACUUUAUCGCAUUUUUUCGAGGCAGAGGAGCUGCUGCGCAGCAGUGAAAAGAUCACCUUUGUGGGCCAGCUGCUGCUGGGGGCCAUCUACCGCCCCGCCUUGGCUCGUUUGGCGGCCCUGACGCGCGUGCGCACGCGGGGGGGGCAGCUCUGGGAGCCCCUGCUGGAGCGGCAGUUUAGCCUAGGAGCCACCUUCACUGGCUGUGUCUUGCAGCAGCUGGGCCUCAAUGCCCUUGGCACCUGGAGCCCCUUGGCACGGCUGCUGCCACGUCGGCAGCUCCGUGGAGAGAUCAGCCAGGCGCCCACUGCCGAGUCACUCCCCGGUUUCCUCGCUACAGCUGUGGGCAUCGGGGCCACUGCGCGUUGCCGCAGCGUGGGCUACGGCGCAGCGCCACAACCCCAACUGGCAGGGCGGCUGCGGCCCAUCUUUGUGCAACAUGAUCGUUCCAGGCACGCUGAGCGAUUGGCGCUGCUCACUUUGAUCCAGCAGUUUGCCCUGGUUUUGGGGGAGAUGAAUUGA
This is a messenger RNA of Cladocopium goreaui, 4797 nucleotides long. The record is from the annotation of a GenBank genome assembly. NCBI's taxonomy places the organism in Eukaryota, Dinophyceae, Suessiales, Symbiodiniaceae.